CAACCUUAGUCGUUGGUGGCAUCUUCACGCGGUGAAACUUUCAUCCAGCUUCCUCAGUGUCAUCUUGACCAUCAAAAUGAACCAACCUCGAAGGUUCCAUCCGGUUGGUUCUAUUUGUGGCGGUUUUGCUGCAGUUGUUGUUACCAUUGGUGCUAUAGUGAAAUACGACGAUGCUGUUCGAAGUCCGGUUUUGGUUGCACUUUUGAUCAUGUGGCUAAUGUUCUCGAUUCUUCUAAUUGCUGGUAUCAAAAAGAAGAACCCAUCGUACCUGCUAGCUAGUCGUAUGUUGCUGAUUGCAUUCAGUUGGAUAAGCUUGACUGUCAUAAUUGGCAUAAUGGUUCAAGUUGUAGGCAAUCACAAAAACCACAAGUUUGGCCUGAAAGUGCGUCUUCUUUUAGCAUUUCUAGUGAAUUGUUCUUUUGGAGGAAUCUUCGCCUUAAGUCUGUGGAUAGUCAACGUUGUUAUAGCAUAUAUUGUAGACCUGCAACCAAAACCAUUGAGUCAACAACCAUUGAUGUUGAAAAACGAGGUCGUUUUUCCUCAAAGGAAGUAUUAAGUUUAUUAUAUUUUUCGAUGCUUUUCGAAUAAUCUUAAUUUUAAUGAAUAAAACUGUUCCAUCUCUGAAUAUCCCUUAAUUCAAUUGGCAUUUAUUAAUAAUAAGAUAAAAAUUACUUCAAUUUACUUAAAGGUGAAAUCCAACAACAAAUGGUAAAUUCUCUACCCAUAUGCUAGGAAAUCGAUAAGUAAGUUGAAUUAAAAGUAAUUAUAUUGUUA
Culex quinquefasciatus (southern house mosquito) is the source of this 774-nucleotide messenger RNA. RefSeq lists its product as uncharacterized. Bases 77 to 556 code for a protein of 159 amino acids. The record is from RefSeq and is a predicted model, not a curated record. The transcript has 4 exons. Lineage: Eukaryota; Metazoa; Arthropoda; Insecta; Diptera; Culicidae.